Molecule: messenger RNA, 4382 nt
Organism: Solea senegalensis (Senegalese sole)
Lineage: Eukaryota; Metazoa; Chordata; Actinopteri; Pleuronectiformes; Soleidae
Product: membrane frizzled-related protein
Exons: 13
Coding region: 958-2709 (583 amino acids)
Molecular function (GO): protein binding
Source: RefSeq, a predicted model, not a curated record
CAUUCCUGGAGUUGAACAACCUGACUUAUUUAAUUGAUAAAUAAAUCUGUAUCAUAUACAACAUGACAAGAACAACAACAUCAGUGUUGUAUAGAGCUCAAAUUCCAUACAUUUGAAUUGUAACAUCAGUGUUGCCGCCCGCUCAGGUUUAUGCGUGCAAGUAUGUGUGAGAUUAAAACAUUUUAGGAGCUUAAAAGAUCAUUAUGGGAUUAGAGAGAUUUAACUGGGACCCAGACCUACAUCUCCACUCUUACCCAUGUUUCCCUCCUUCCCCUCUUCACAUUCAUGUUUGUAAACCAGGGUCUGUUCUUGGAAUAAAGUCAGUGGACAUCCAAAUUAGGAUGAAAAUCAGCGUUAUCUCACUCAAUAACGGCUCAAUAACAGAAAACAGUUAUGCAACAUGUUUUUCCAGGAGUUCCCGAUAACACACACACACACACACACUCACAGUGUAUAAAAAAGAGGCUAUUUGACUUUGCUCCCCUGCUGUGUAACAUGUAAAUUGUAAAUAAAGCUUUGCCUCACUUCACAUCUGUCUGCAUUGUUCAUUAUUUUCUCCACAUCACCUCCUUCCUCCUCCUCCUCCUCCUCUUCCUCCUCCUUCUCCUUCACCUCUCAGCUGACUCGGCUUUGUUAAACUCUUUUGUGACCACUCAAGAAAACGACUGGUUGAUGUUGGUCAUGGUAAAAAAAAGACAAAUGGAAGAAAUUCGCAGCGUCAAACAUGGAUGUUUAUGAGAGUGAAUUUGAUAUGAUGAUGUGUUUUUGUGGAUUGUGCUGAUGAAUGUUUCAUAAAGGAUUCAGGAGCAGAACCUUUCUGAAAUGUAGUCGGAGCAGAGCGUGGACAAUGCAAAGAAAACCCAGGGAAAGCUCUUCAGAAAUGUCGUAAUACUGGAAACUGCGUUGAUCACAGCAUCAGGAGGACACACGAGAUUUCCCUGUGAGAACAGAAAGAAGAUGUCUGACCUCAGCCAAGUCACAGUGUACUCUGACUCCUCAGGUAUUUAUAAGAAUGUUUUCUCUAACCCUGCCUUUGAGCUGGAAGAAGAGCGAGAGGAAGCGGUGGAGGGCUUCAGGUCGUCGUCGUCCUCUCUGGAACCAGUCGUACCACCAGCAGCUGGCUUGGGCUGGGCUGUGUUUGGCUCUGUGUGUAUGAUGCGUCUGCGAGGCGUGGGUUGUUGCUGGGGUCUGGUGAUCGUCUCUGCAGCCGCUCUGCUGCUGGUCGCCGCCCUGGGACUGCUGCUCGCUCUCAUCCUCUCUCAGAUGAAGGAGCAGGCAGUGGACGAUCACAUGUUGUCCUCCAGCCCUCCGCCGAGUGCAGGAGAUGACACUUCCCACUCUUUGCCCACAGUCGCUUCCAGUAGGAAUGAGUGGGACAGUACAGCCGUGCCACAGGCCUCAGGGACGCCCUUCUCUGACACACGCUGUGGAGGUGUACUGACAGAACCUGAGGGCACUUUCACUUCCCCAAAUUAUCCAGGCUCCUACCCCCAUAACUCCCUGUGUGUGUGGGUGAUUGUAGUCAUGCCCCCCUCCCUGGUUCAGAUCCACGUCUCCUCUCUGACUGUGGAGGGACCUUCUCCUUGUCUGUUUGACUGGCUGCAGGUGCAGGAGCAGACGGGCCAGCGCUCUGUGGUCACAAGGUUCUGUGGUAACGUUGCACCACCGACAGUCAACACCAACAGCAGCACAGUCUGGGUCACCUUCCGCUCUGAUGGCAGCAUCACAGGCAGUGGCUUCACGGCUCAGUACAGGACUAUGCUGCCAGGACGACAGAGCUGCUCCGGAGAGGAGUUCAUGUGUGACAGUGGUCGCUGUCUGUUGCCUGUGUCCGUGUGUGACGCUCAUCCAAACUGCAGCGAUCAAAGCGAUGAGGCAAACUGCAGCCACAAACACACGGAAUGUGGCGGGUGGAGGUCUGGUCCUUCUGGAUACCUGUCGAGUCCAAACCACCCAGAACCUUAUCCUCACCAGCAGUUGUGUGUGUGGUAUUUAUCUGCUGAAGAGGGUCACGUCAUCACGCUGAGUUUCAGGAACUUCAGCCUGGAGACUCAGGAUGUGUGUGAGUUUGAUUAUGUGGAGGUUCAUGACAGCGUCGACACCGGAGCUGGAAGAGUCCUGGGAAGGUUUUGUGGCACCAACUUUCCCCCGGACCUGACCUCCUCCGGCCCCCACAUGACUGUGCAGUUUGUGGCUGAUGCAGGAGUCGCUGACAGCGGCUUCUACGCAACAUACCAGGCCGUGUCUGUGCUGGAGAGGAUGUGUGCUCCCAGCCAGUUUACCUGCAGCACAGGGGAGUGUCUCCAGCCACAGUGGCUGUGUGAUGGAUGGAACGACUGCCCUGAUGGAGCAGAUGAACAGGGCUGUGAAAACUCCACCUACCCUCCCUUCACUUCAACAUGUGAGUAUAUAGACGUACAGAUGUGUCAGGGCCUCAGCUACAACCUCACCUCCUUCCCAAACAUCUGGAUGUCAAUAGCUGAUCAGACAGAAGCUGCCACACUCCUGCAACAGUACCAGAGGCUGGUGUGUGGGAUGUUCCUUCCCCAGUGCUUCCCCCACGGUGGUGUUCUCCAACCCUGCCGCUCAGUUUGCUCCACAGCUGAGGAGCAAUGCAGUCAGGCCCUGGAUCUCCUCUCCUUCAGCUGGCCCUUCAACUGCCACCUCCUCCCGGACUCACUGGACCCCAUGGACUGCUCUCUGCCUUAAUGAUUUUAAACGUGCGUGAUGAUUCUCCAUCUCGACAUUUGUGCUGCACUGUCUGAGGCAACAAGCCUGGGAUUUCACAUUUCUGAGGACAAAUGAUUAUAUUUCAUUUGAUGUAGUUUUUCCAACAGCUUUCUCAUUUGCACUAAAACCUGGUCCACGGCCUGUGAUUUGACUUUUUGUGAACCAGAUAUCCCAGAAACUCUGCACUACUUUGAUCAUAAGACGGCACAGUAGCCAUUUUGCAGAAGUAGUUUAAAAGUACUAAAAAGGUUUUUACCGGGGGUCGGGUAGUUGAGAUUUUGAGCAGUUAUAGGUGAGAAUCCUGAAGGUCAUAAAAUGGAGAGAGAGAUGAGCUAAUGUUCUUCACAUCCAUUUUCAAAGUAAGAGUCAAAGUUGGGAAAAGACAUUUUCCACUUGUUUACUGUGGCAAAUGUUUUUUUCUGUCCAAGUGUCACUUGAUUAAAACCUCACAAAGUCAAAUAAGUGCACACGUUUUAAAUGCAGAACAAAAUCAUUUACACAGUUCAAGAUGAAAACAGUUUGUAUUCACACAAAUAGAUGCAUUUGCUACACAAAGUUUGAUUGCACAUUUUCAAAACUAUAAAUCAAUCACAAGAUACACAGAUUACAGUGUGCAAAAGUCUCGGCACGAGCAACGCUGAGGUUUUUAUGUCUGUGAUCGUCUGCAUUUAUCCAAACGUGAAGCGAUAUAAUAUAAAUAUAAUAUGUGACAUGAUACGACUGAACGUUGCUUUUACACAUGAGAAAACUUUAUGUUUAACUCAUUCAACAUGUCUUGAAAAACGAGACCUUUUCCAUAGCAGAUAUUUGUCAGACGUACGUGACACAGGCAAUAACAUUAACUCCACUUCCACUCCAAGUGUAAGACAGCCAGGGCUGUGCUGUCAUUGAAGUAAAAAGGAAGAUCACGCCAAAUACUUGACUCUUUAACCUGUAAUAACCCUCUUCUCUUAUUUUAAAACUGCAUUCAUGUUUCCCGUAUUACUGUAUGGUCACUAAGACCUUUGCACAGUAUUUUAUGUGCUUCAUAAGUCAAUGACUGCGCCGCUAAGACGGAACGAUAAGUUUCAGGGUCCGCUCUAAAGCAGUAGCAGUCAGGCCCCACACUCGCUGGUUCCUGUUGUGAAACACUGGGAGUGUGUAUCCAUAUUUAUCCCCCGUCCGGAAGUGUGUGUAGCCACAGUUCUGCGGGUUGCACAAGUGGGAUAAAGGCAACGAGAAGACCUCCUCCACCUGGGACAGAAACAGACAAGAGAGGCAGACUACAUUAUUAAAGACUGAAAUGCCUUAGGAUUGUUGUGUAAACGUCUUCCAGAAAAGAGGCUUUUCAGUUAUUCACACAUGGGGAAUCCAGCCCAUUUGUAGCAGAUCUAAAACUAGCAGAGCAACAAAUAGCCUGUACCUCUGCAGGGUUUGGGUUAAAGGACAACUCUUCUAGAGGACCAAGGUUAGCCAGCACAGGAGCGAUCACCAUUCUGCUCUGUAGACACAAAAGACAACAGUUUGUAUAUUAAAUAUAAAAUGAUCAAGGAAGAGUGAAAUGUUUAACUGAGGUGAAACCAUGUUUUGUUUUUUGCUCUAAUAUUAAGAGUUGUUCUGGUAAUGGACAUAAAAUGGCCAUUAAAAAAGUGUGGUGCAAGGGGAAAUGAAAA